AGUGGAAACACAAAUCACUCAAACUACGUCUAGCUCGCUCAUUCCUUUGUUUAAGACAAUGGCUUCUAAGCUUUUCUUUCUCGUAACAGUACACAUUCUUAUUGGUCUUCUUUUCUUUGCCAAUCAAUCUUGUGCAGCAGUUGUGGCUCAACUGAAUCAUCCUGUCUCACGAGAAACUCUUUGCAAAUCCGCUCGAGACCCUUCCUAUUGCAAAUCUGUUCUCCCUAACCAAACCACAGAUGUCUACACUUCUGGCCGAUACCUCUUCGGUAAAGCUUUAAACCGAUCUCAAAAGUUCGUGAGCUUAGUUGAUAAAUAUCUUCAACGCCGGCCAGCAUUAUCAAAACCAGCUAUCCGUGCUCUAGAAGAUUGCCGAACACUAGCUGGCUAUAAUAUCGACUUUAUUUAUAGCUCUUAUCAAGCUGUCAAUAAGACUAGUAAAACCUUACCUACCAUGAAAGCCCAUUAUGUGCAUAGCUUACUCAGUGCCAUUUUAACAAACUUACAGACUUGUUUGAAUGGCCUGGAAGAAACUUCUUCUCCUUCAAGCGUGAAGAGUGGUGUGUCAGCCUUUCUCUCUAAUGACACAAAACUUUACAGUGUCUCUCUUGCCCUUUUUAUAACAGGGUGGGUUCCUAAAAAGAAAGAAGCCGCAUGGCAGCCUACAAGGAAGCAACGUCUUUUUACAAACGGACGUUUACCAUUGAAAAUGUCUAGUCAAAAUCAGGCUCUUUAUGAGUCCGUGAGCCGAAGCAAACUUCUCCAAACCACUGAUGAAGUGUUGGUGAGCGAUAUAGUUAUAGUGAGUCAGGAUGGGACUGGAAAUUUCUCCACCAUCAGUGAUGCUGUUAAUGCCGCUCCAAACAAUACUGAUGGUACCAAUGGCUACUUCUUGAUAUAUAUCAAAGCGGGUAUCUAUGAAGAGUACGUUUCCAUUGCGAUGAACAAGGAAUAUUUGAUGAUGAUGGGAGCCGGCAUCAAUCAAACGGUGAUCACUGGCAACAGAAGUGUUGUUGACGGGUGGACUACUUACAAUUCUGCAACCUUUGCCGUGGUGGCACCCAACUUUAUUGCAGUGAACAUAACCUUCCGCAACACAGGAGGAGCAGUCAAGCACCAGGCUGUCGCGUUUCGCAGUGGGGCAGAUUUGUCUGCAUUUUAUCGCUGCAGCUUCCAAGCAUACCAAGAUACCUUAUACACACACUCUCUACGGCAAUUCUAUAGCGAAUGUGAUAUCUAUGGAACGGUUGAUUUCAUUUUUGGAAACGCUGCAGUUGUUUUCCAAAAUUGCAGCAUAUAUCCGCAGCUACCGAUGAGCGGACAAUUUAACACCAUCACCGCACAAGGUCGGACCGACCCAAACCAGAAUACAGGCACAUCGAUUCAGAAUUGCUCAAUUAGAGCAGCAGCUGAUUUGGCUUCGAGCAAUCAAAAGGUGAAUACAUAUCUGGGGAGACCAUGGAAAGAGUACUCGAGGACUGUUUAUAUGCAAUCUUAUAUGGGUAGUUUGAUAAAUCUUGCUGGUUGGCAUGAAUGGAGUGGAGAUUUUGCUCUAAGUACGUUAUAUUAUGCGGAGUAUGAUAACACAGGACCUGGAUCAAACACCAGCGAUAGGGUCAAGUGGCCUGGUUACCACGUCAUUAAUGCUACAGUUGCCGCAAACUUCACUGUCUCCACUUUCAUUGAUGGGGAUGUUUGGUUACCACAAACCGGAGUGCCUUACACAGGUGGUCUAUUAUAAGGUGUUAGAAUGAAAAAAAUAAAUAAUAAUAAUAAAAAUAAUGUGCUGCUGUGAGUUGUACUUGUACCCCACUAAGUAAACUGAGUUGGGAAAGUAUAAGCACAAGAAACAAGUUGAGUUGAGUUGUGUUAAUGGCGUAAAAAGAUGGGUUAUCAGGAAACGCACCGUUUAAAGUUUAUUUCGAUAAUAACAUCCUCACAUUUUUUAUCUCCUCUAUGGAGGACGACAUCAAAAUGCUGGAGGAAAGGUUUCUUGUGAUUCAUGCAUAAAAAUAUUGAUGUAUCUUUGAAACUUUAUUAAGUUUUUUUUGUGAAGUAAUGAAAGAUAUGAAGUAUAUUUAGUAA
This is a messenger RNA of Mangifera indica (mango), 2085 nucleotides long. RefSeq names its product probable pectinesterase/pectinesterase inhibitor 7. NCBI's taxonomy places the organism in Eukaryota, Viridiplantae, Streptophyta, Magnoliopsida, Sapindales, Anacardiaceae. Gene Ontology annotation, molecular function: pectinesterase inhibitor activity; pectinesterase activity. Bases 59 to 1741 code for a protein of 560 amino acids. The record is from RefSeq and is a predicted model, not a curated record. Gene Ontology annotation, biological process: cell wall modification. The transcript is spliced from 2 exons.